UCGAAUCUCAUGAUCCAUCCACAAAUGACAGUGAUUCUUCUUCUCUAGAACUGUCAGUAUGUAAAUAGCUGAGUUACAUGACUGCAAUUAUGAGACCAUGUCACUCCUACUGAUGAGAUCAUAUUUUAUUUAUUUUUAAAUCUGCCUUGCUGCGAAAGCCUAUUCUCAUAUCACCAGUUUCUGAUGCAUGGAUUACUAGAUUCAUUGAGAGUUCAAUUUGUUUUAACCAUCUUAUUCGGAAGUUCCAGAAAUCAGUAUAUAUAUACGUCAGCUGUUUACGCAGUAUUUAUUAUUGUAUUCGAAAAUACUCGCGAAAUGCAGAUAUUUGUAAAGACUUUGACUGGUAAGACGAUCACGUUGGAGGUGGAGCCUAGUGAUACUAUUGAGAAUGUGAAAGCGAAGAUCCAAGACAAAGAAGGUAUUCCUCCUGACCAACAGCGUUUGAUAUUCGCUGGUAAACAGUUGGAAGAUGGACGUACUCUGUCUGACUACAACAUCCAGAAAGAGUCGACUCUGCAUCUUGUCCUUCGUCUACGUGGUGGAAUGCAGAUAUUUGUAAAGACUUUGACUGGUAAGACGAUCACGUUGGAGGUGGAGCCUAGUGAUACUAUUGAGAAUGUGAAAGCGAAGAUCCAAGACAAAGAAGGUAUUCCUCCUGACCAACAGCGUUUGAUAUUCGCUGGUAAACAGUUGGAAGAUGGACGUACUCUGUCUGACUACAACAUCCAGAAAGAGUCGACUCUGCAUCUUGUCCUUCGUCUACGUGGUGGAAUGCAGAUCUUUGUGAAGACGUUGACUGGUAAGACGAUCACGUUGGAGGUGGAGCCUAGUGAUACUAUUGAGAAUGUGAAAGCGAAGAUCCAAGACAAAGAAGGUAUUCCUCCUGACCAACAGCGUUUGAUAUUCGCUGGUAAACAGUUGGAAGAUGGACGUACUCUGUCUGACUACAACAUCCAGAAAGAGUCGACUCUGCAUCUUGUCCUUCGUCUACGUGGUGGAAUGCAGAUCUUUGUGAAGACGUUGACUGGUAAGACGAUCACGUUGGAGGUGGAGCCUAGUGAUACUAUUGAGAAUGUGAAAGCGAAGAUCCAAGACAAAGAAGGUAUUCCUCCUGACCAACAGCGUUUGAUAUUCGCUGGUAAACAGUUGGAAGAUGGACGUACUCUGUCUGACUACAACAUCCAGAAAGAGUCGACUCUGCAUCUUGUCCUUCGUCUACGUGGUGGAAUGCAGAUCUUUGUGAAGACGUUGACUGGUAAGACGAUCACGUUGGAGGUGGAGCCUAGUGAUACUAUUGAGAAUGUGAAAGCGAAGAUCCAAGACAAAGAAGGUAUUCCUCCUGACCAACAGCGUUUGAUAUUCGCUGGUAAACAGUUGGAAGAUGGACGUACUCUGUCUGACUACAACAUCCAGAAAGAGUCGACUCUGCAUCUUGUCCUUCGUCUACGUGGUGGAAUGCAGAUCUUUGUGAAGACGUUGACUGGUAAGACGAUCACGUUGGAGGUGGAGCCUAGUGAUACUAUUGAGAAUGUGAAAGCGAAGAUCCAAGACAAAGAAGGUAUUCCUCCUGACCAACAGCGUUUGAUAUUCGCUGGUAAACAGUUGGAAGAUGGACGUACUCUGUCUGACUACAACAUCCAGAAAGAGUCGACUCUGCAUCUUGUCCUUCGUCUACGUGGUGGAAUGCAGAUCUUUGUGAAGACGUUGACUGGUAAGACGAUCACGUUGGAGGUGGAGCCUAGUGAUACUAUUGAGAAUGUGAAAGCGAAGAUCCAAGACAAAGAAGGUAUUCCUCCUGACCAACAGCGUUUGAUAUUCGCUGGUAAACAGUUGGAAGAUGGACGUACUCUGUCUGACUACAACAUCCAGAAAGAGUCGACUCUGCAUCUUGUCCUUCGUCUACGUGGUGGAAUGCAGAUAUUUGUAAAGACUUUGACUGGUAAGACGAUCACGUUGGAGGUGGAGCCUAGUGAUACUAUUGAGAAUGUGAAAGCGAAGAUCCAAGACAAAGAAGGUAUUCCUCCUGACCAACAGCGUUUGAUAUUCGCUGGUAAACAGUUGGAAGAUGGACGUACUCUGUCUGACUACAACAUCCAGAAAGAGUCGACUCUGCAUCUUGUCCUUCGUCUACGUGGUGGAAUGCAGAUCUUUGUGAAGACGUUGACUGGUAAGACGAUCACGUUGGAGGUGGAGCCUAGUGAUACUAUUGAGAAUGUGAAAGCGAAGAUCCAAGACAAAGAAGGUAUUCCUCCUGACCAACAGCGUUUGAUAUUCGCUGGUAAACAGUUGGAAGAUGGACGUACUCUGUCUGACUACAACAUCCAGAAAGAGUCGACUCUGCAUCUUGUCCUUCGUCUACGUGGUGGAAUGCAGAUCUUUGUGAAGACGUUGACUGGUAAGACGAUCACGUUGGAGGUGGAGCCUAGUGAUACUAUUGAGAAUGUGAAAGCGAAGAUCCAAGACAAAGAAGGUAUUCCUCCUGACCAACAGCGUUUGAUAUUCGCUGGUAAACAGUUGGAAGAUGGACGUACUCUGUCUGACUACAACAUCCAGAAAGAGUCGACUCUGCAUCUUGUCCUUCGUCUACGUGGUGGAAUGCAGAUCUUUGUGAAGACGUUGACUGGUAAGACGAUCACGUUGGAGGUGGAGCCUAGUGAUACUAUUGAGAAUGUGAAAGCGAAGAUCCAAGACAAAGAAGGUAUUCCUCCUGACCAACAGCGUUUGAUAUUCGCUGGUAAACAGUUGGAAGAUGGACGUACUCUGUCUGACUACAACAUCCAGAAAGAGUCGACUCUGCAUCUUGUUCUGCGCCUACGUGGAGGCAUGUGAUUUUUGUUAAAGUAAAAUUAAAAAAAAAUAAAUUUCAGUUUGAUUUUAUUUCU
Messenger RNA from Schistosoma spindalis, 2882 nucleotides. The record is from the annotation of a GenBank genome assembly. NCBI's taxonomy places the organism in Eukaryota, Metazoa, Platyhelminthes, Trematoda, Strigeidida, Schistosomatidae.